Impatiens glandulifera is the source of this 1659-nucleotide messenger RNA. Its product is annotated as protein PIN-LIKES 3-like. The record is from RefSeq and is a predicted model, not a curated record. Gene Ontology annotation, cellular component: membrane. The transcript is spliced from 11 exons. Bases 191 to 1453 code for a protein of 420 amino acids. Gene Ontology annotation, biological process: endoplasmic reticulum to cytosol auxin transport. NCBI's taxonomy places the organism in Eukaryota, Viridiplantae, Streptophyta, Magnoliopsida, Ericales, Balsaminaceae.
AUACAAUUCAAAGCAAGAGCUGGUCCCCACAUUCAUUGCAUUUAUAAGAAGAUUCAUCAACCUAUUUGGAAACAAUCAAUCGAAGAACGACCUAAUCAAAAGGGAGUAUCAAACCCUUUUUGUAACAAAUCCUUAGUAGGAGAAAGAUUUAAGUUUGAGAUUGCAGUCUUGAUAUCAAUUGUUGUCAAACAUGGCGCUUUUGGAACUUUUUAUUGCUGCAUCUAUGCCGGUUCUAAAAGUGUUGCUGAUUACUGCGUUGGGAGCUUAUCUUGCUCUAGAUCGUAUUAACAUUCUAGGAGAAGAUUCAAGGAAGCAUGUAAAUAAUCUAGUGUUUUAUGUGUUCAGUCCAGCACUUAUUUGCAGCAAUUUAGCCAAAGCAUUAACAUUUGACAGCAUGAUUGAGUUAUGGUUCAUGCCUGUCAACAUUCUCCUCACAUUUAUUGUUGGUUCGGCACUUGGAUGGGUUGUUGUACAUAUGACAAGAGCUCCUCUACAUUUACGAGGCCUUAUUAUAGGGUGUUGUGCUGCAGGAAAUUUAGGAAACAUGCUUCUUAUUAUAAUCCCAGCAGUCUGCAAAGAAAAAGGGAGCCCAUUUGGAUCUCCUGAUGUUUGUCGAGAAAAAGGACUAACUUAUGCUUCAUUGUCAAUGGCAAUAGGUGCAAUCUACUUGUGGUCUUAUGUAUACAACAUUGUUCGAAUAUCUUCAUGUAAGAAAAGCUCAGAAGAGGUUGAAGCCAAGAACUCUUCUGCCAGCAAGGCCUUCAGUGCAUCCCAAGAACCAAAACCAGGGGAUAUUGAGGAGCCAUUACUUUCAGGAAAGGAACAUAUAGUUUCUGAAUAUGCUGUUGCUGAUGAUAAUCUUCCUUCAAUUAUAUUUGAAAACAAAUCCCAGAUAUCAAUCUUAGAGAGGGUAAAGCAAUAUUUUGCAAAGUUAGAUGAAAAGAUGAAUCUGAAAAGAUUAUUUGCACCUUCAACUAAUGGAGCGAUUGCUGGAUUUGUGGUAGGCCUUGUACCUCAAAUCAAAUGGUUAUUGAUUGGUGAUGAAGCUCCUUUACGUGUAAUUCAAGAUUCUGCUUUUCUGCUCGGAGAUGGAGCUAUCCCAACACUUACUUUGAUUAUUGGAGGGAACCUUUUGAAAGGUCUAAAGGGGGCAGGACUUCAAAAAUCUAUUAUCGUUGGCAUUAUCAUUGCACGUUAUAUAGUAUUGCCUCUUAUUGGAAUUGGCAUUGUCAAAGGAGUACUGCAUAUUGGUUUAGUGAACCCAAGUCCACUUUAUCAAUUUGUUCUUUUACUGCAGUUUGCCCUUCCUCCUGCAAUGAACAUCGGCACCAUAACUCAGCUUUUUGGAACUGGAGAGAGUGAAUGUUCAGUUAUCAUGCUUUGGACAUACAUUUUGGCUUCUAUUUCCCUCACUCUUUGGUCUACCUUCUUUAUGUGGCUUGUGACACCAUAAAUCUAGUUAAGGUUUAAUGUAGCACAAAACAAUUACAACAUUUGAGCGAUUUGAAUAUCAAGAACAACUUAUUAGCGAAAAAGUUGUACACUCAAAAUGCUUAGUUCACUACUUUGAGAGGCUUUUCAUUAGUGUUUUUUUUUUUUGUCGGUGAUGAGAUCCUCUGUUACGAACGGGUCAUUGUACACUCUCAAAAAGAGGUGUAA